AUGCUAAGAUCAACUUCUGUUAAGCAAGGGUCAACUUCUAUUAACCAAGGAUCAACUUCUAUUCAACAAGAGUCAACUUCAACUGCAAAUCCCACAGAGCCUACUCAAGUUGCUUGUUCUCCCACGGUAGAAGAGAUCACUAAUACUAAUAGUGGUGCAGUUUGCAAGAAAGUGCGUGGUGAGACUCGAUGUCUUGAGCUAUCCAAGAGGAAGCGCGAUGGUGUUCAACUUGAUAUUGAUAUUCCAAAGCAUACUAUGAGAGCUGUAGGAACAAAUUGUCAAUUCUACAUUACAGGUAUGGGGUGCUUUGUUCGAAAAAAUGUUCCACUGCAAAUUAAGAAGUGGUCUGAGCUCUCAAGAGAAGAUGUUGCUUUGCUAAUUCGCCAUGCCCGUGAAAAAUUCAAGUUGAGCAAUGAGUCUCAUGUGGAUGAGGCAAUUGAGAAACAUAUGAUGAGAUAUUUUACCACUUGGCGCUAUAAUUUGCGUAAGAAAUUUCUGAAAUAUGACUCAAUAGCGGAAGCUGUAGAAAAUUGACCUGAAGAUGUGGAAGAGGAAGAUUGGAACUAUUUGAUCGCAAAUCUGUGGCAAGAUGGAAAGU
Messenger RNA from Rosa rugosa (rugosa rose), 598 nucleotides. RefSeq lists its product as uncharacterized. The transcript has 3 exons. The record is from RefSeq and is a predicted model, not a curated record. The coding region runs from base 1 to 534 and encodes 177 amino acids. NCBI's taxonomy places the organism in Eukaryota, Viridiplantae, Streptophyta, Magnoliopsida, Rosales, Rosaceae.